This is a messenger RNA of Aspergillus neoniger CBS 115656, 864 nucleotides long. RefSeq names its product DNA 5'-adenosine monophosphate hydrolase. Gene Ontology annotation, molecular function: double-stranded RNA binding; mismatched DNA binding; single-strand break-containing DNA binding. The record is from RefSeq and is a predicted model, not a curated record. Bases 1 to 864 code for a protein of 287 amino acids. Gene Ontology annotation, cellular component: nucleus. Gene Ontology annotation, biological process: double-strand break repair; single strand break repair. The transcript is spliced from 2 exons. Lineage: Eukaryota; Fungi; Ascomycota; Eurotiomycetes; Eurotiales; Aspergillaceae.
AUGACUGAAUCUCCAACUCUGGAGCUCGACAGUCCCACAGAACAGGAUGUCGCGCCCGCAGAAGCGCAGCAGCUGCCACCCAAGCCAGCGAAACGAGACGCUUUUACAGAACUACUUGCCCCGAAACCUAAACAUCCCAAGCAUGGCGAUCCCAGCACCUCCUCCAAGCACAUUCCUCCUACCUCUAAAAGGCGAGCCAUCGGUGGCCCCCGAGACGGCCUAGGCGUCUAUAUCACGAAACCAGAAUCCUUCCCCUCCAACGUAGUAGUAUACUACGACGACGACUUCGUCGUUAUCCACGACAUGUUCCCUAAGGCAACCCUCCACCUCCUACUUCUCCCACGAGAUCCCCAGAAAACGCGCCUCCAUCCAUUUGAAGCCUUCGAGGACGUCGAGUUCCUGGCAAAAGUGAAGAAAGAAACGCAGAAACUCCGCAAACUCGCUGCUGGAGAGCUCAGACGAAUACACGGGAAAUACUCGGCGCAGGAUAAGGAAAGGCAAGAGGCGCUUAAUGUAGAACCACCGCUGGAGGAGCUGCCGCCGGGGAGAAACUGGGAGCAGGAGAUCGUGUGUGGGAUUCAUGCGCAUCCCUCCAUGAAUCACUUGCAUGUGCAUGUUAUCUCCGUGGAUCGGUUCAGCGAUCGUCUAAAGCAUAGGAAACAUUACAAUAGCUUUUCUACACCGUUUUUCGUCAAUAUUGAUGAUUUUCCGCUCGCGCCAGAUGAUGUGCGGAGGCAGCCGGAUGAACAAGGCUACUUGCGGAGGGAUUUUGUCUGUUGGCGCUGUGGGAAGCAAUUCGGAAACAAAUUCGCCGAGCUGAAGCUACAUCUAAAGGAGGAAUUUGAUGCAUGGAGAAAGCUGUGA